Molecule: messenger RNA, 2097 nt
Organism: Laetiporus sulphureus 93-53
Lineage: Eukaryota; Fungi; Basidiomycota; Agaricomycetes; Polyporales; Laetiporaceae
Exons: 4
Coding region: 375-1856 (493 amino acids)
Source: RefSeq, a predicted model, not a curated record
CAUGUGGACAUCGCAAACUAGGCGAGCGCACGCCGACUUUGUCCUGGAUUGAUAAAGGAGUUCGAAGACACAAGCUCGGGUGGCCAGAGGAUCUGAGUCAGUUGGGCUGACGGAGGGCGGAUCACGGCCACGUGAAAACGCGCCCAUACGUAACCAUCCGGCAGCAAACCAUUCCUCAGACGAACGACGUUCGGAAAAGUCGACGAUCGGAAAGCCCUCAAAGUUCUCCCAGCAAAAACUCGUGUUUUACUCCUGUCGAGCUCGCCCUGCAUAAAUUCUUUCUGCUCUCGGUCAAAAGGCACUGCCAUAUCCACAACGCACAGCUCUGGCUUCUCUGAGCACCAAACACAGCCGGCCUCUGCCUUGGCGUGGUCAUGACUGUCAAACACUCAGGACUAAUCGCAUACCAUCUUCGCUUCACGUGCAAGGCGUUCUGUCGGUGGAAGGCUCUUUCAGAUAUGGAUAUUCUGUUCCUUGCGCUCCGAUACCUUGUGGUAGGGGUCGCGAGCGCACUUCUCGCGAUAGUUGGGAUGUUUCUGAGCGUUGUGUCGGCUGUGGGCCACGCGAUUCCGUGCUUGAUGCCGCUCGCGCCGCCGCCGAUAGAUGAGGCGGCCCUGACUGCAAUCGUCAACCGCGGUCGUCGGCGAACGCGUAGCCCCUCCACCGUAACGCUUUAUUCUGUCUCGCUAUCACGCCAUUCUGCGUCCUCGUCUGCUAUGGAGGUCAGCGGCGAAGAGCAGCCUGGCGAGCCUGCUUCGACGACGCACGGUGGGUCUAUCUCCGCCAAAUUGCCAGGAGCACCGCAAGCCCCCCCUGCCGGGAUACCCGUGCUCCAUCCUCCAGAGUGUGCGAAUCCUCGAGCUGGUCCAUCAUCUGCUGCCAGUGGUCUGCCAAACGCCAUUGAGCUCGACGUCUACAACCAUCCACUUGUAAAUUCUAUAAUUGCUCCUGAGCAGGUCUUGCCAGUGGGAUCUCCAGCAUCGUCGGAGACUAUCUUCAGUAUACCUACCGUGACAGAGGAGCUCACUGAGGAUGAAACGAUACCCGGAGGGACGCAGAGAGCAGGCAGGGCUUAUAGCUCGUCACACGGAGAAGCGUCAGUGAAACGGAGACUGAGCUGGCUUUCACGGAGGCCACACAUCUCGCCACCACGCAUUCCUCGGACGGACCCAUACCAAGCGCCAUACUUCUUCCCCACUCCGCAAUCGCCAGAAGCGGCGGACUAUGUCCGUCAAGUCAAACUCAGCCGUGCGGCCGGUGCACGGGUGACGAUGGAGCAGUACUACCAGUGUGCCGUCGACGACUUCAUGGCCGCACCCGUGCGGCGUGGACGCUCUCUGUCGAAGGACGAGAACCCCCUUUCACAGCGGGAGUCUGCGGUGAUUUCCAGCUCCGAGUCGGUUGUGCGCAGAGCAUCGUGGGCUGCGUCCUCGUCCACCCGGUUUCGCAGCCCGCGGACAUCCAUGGCGAUAGACCGGAGAUCGACCGUCGCUCCGGCACCGACUGCGAGCGAGCAGACGAUGGCAAGCGAGCAUCCUGCACCGGCUCGCCAACGUCAGCCUCUUGCUGCGCCGUCGAAACCUAUUCUGCGCAAGUCUCCCAGCCCUCCCGCGCGGCAAUCGCAAAUCCCUGUUAGAGUGUCCGACGCGACAUCCGCCACAGCGAGAAUCUCCGCUGAGGCACCGCAGUCUUCGCCGUAUGUACCACCGUCGCCGGCGCAAGAGUCGCACCACACCACACCACCAGCACGAAAAUCUUCCUGGAAAGAUCGCUUUCGUCGUCAUCGCCGUACUGCCAGCGUGGACGUCUCCGAGCCGAAUCGUCCCAAAAGCUCGAAGAAGAUUACGUUUCCAUGAAUUCCUCAUCUUCCAUUGUUAAGCCUCCCAUCUCACUGUAUCAUUACAUCCAUCAUCCAUCAUCAUUGCUAUUCCGACCAAAUGCAUUCUCAUCACAAUGAUAGCAUGUCGCUCUCAAUAACUUAUUCUCCUAAGUAUUUCCUCAACGCCACUUGCUCCGCCAACCCCCAGUACUGUUAUCAUAGGCAUCCCGAUGUAUCUACUCUAAAACUUCUAAUUUAGAGCGUUUGUAGCAUUCCUC